Molecule: messenger RNA, 2992 nt
Organism: Pseudophryne corroboree (corroboree frog)
Lineage: Eukaryota; Metazoa; Chordata; Amphibia; Anura; Myobatrachidae
Gene: RHOH
Product: ras homolog family member H
Exons: 3
Coding region: 601-1173 (190 amino acids)
Biological process (GO): regulation of actin cytoskeleton organization; small GTPase-mediated signal transduction; regulation of cell shape
Cellular component (GO): cytoplasmic vesicle; cell projection; cytoskeleton
Molecular function (GO): GTPase activity; protein kinase binding; GTP binding
Source: RefSeq, a predicted model, not a curated record
CAAUACAUGGUAUUCCGUGGAGGUGCUAGAGAAGUUCCACCGCCUCCGGUCCAAGCCCUGCAGCUCAGGCAGUGUGCAGCGGGAGAGGCACAGGCGGGAGCAGAUCCGCGCUAUCCGCCGACUCCAAGAUGGUGCCCGGCGGUCCCACAUGGUCAGUGCAUCAGCCGCCGCGGCUCCAGCACGGAGGGAGAUCGGCUCGCAGGGUGGAGAAAGCGGCGGUCUCCGCAGUCUACGCUGCAGCACAGCAGCCCCCUCGCACACCUUCUCAGCAGACCAACGCCACAACCGUAGCUUACACAGUCAGUCUCUGCGAUGGCCUGCGAGCAAGCACCUGCUUCUCAUCGCUGAGUUAUGUGUGACUGCACCUCAGGACUUGCGCUUCCUCCUCAGUACUGCAUAAUCCCUUCAACAUCUGAACCUUGAUGCAGUAACAUCCCUGGGAAAGAACGGUAGAGGUAGCCGAAUACCGAUGCCUACCAAUAAAAACACCUAGGGAGAUCCAUCACGUAUCUGUCACAUCCUGGGACUUCAUGGGAUUCUGUAGGUUGAAGCUAAGGUCUCCAUAGCAGGCAACAUCUCUAGACACUAGACCUCGUGAAGAUGAAUUCCAUUAAAUGUGUGUUGGUGGGGGAUGCUGCUGUUGGCAAGACUGCACUUCUUGUUCGCUUCACAUCCGAGACCUUUCCAGACUCCUACAGACCAACUGUCUAUGAGAACACAGGGGUAGAUGUUUUCAUGGAUGGACACCCCAUCAGCCUUGGACUUUGGGACACAGCCGGCAACGAUGCUUUCAAAAGUAUCCGUCCCAUUUCACUUCAGCAUGCAGACAUUGUCUUACUGUGCUUCUCAGUGGCCAACCACACCUCAUUUCUGAAUGUGAGGAACAAGUGGAUUACUGAGAUCAAACACCAUCUGCCACAUAUACCAGUGCUAGUUGUGGCCACACAGACUGAUCAGAGAGAGGUAAAUCACUCACGUGUACCAUGCAUCAGUUCGGCUGAUGGCAAGCAGCUGGCACAGGAUGUCCGAGCUAAAGGGUACCUGGAGUGCUCAGCUCUUAGCAACCGUGGAGUCCCCCAGGUGUUUGAAUGCGCUGUGAGGACUGCGGUCAACCAGGCCAAGAAGAGAGCCAGGCGGCAGCGUUUCUUUGUAAAUGAGUGCAAAAUUAUUUGAACUCUUGGCUGCAUCCUACUUACCAUCUAAUGCAGAAUACAUAUAGCGCCUUCAUCCAGAAACUUAACCAAGCACAGAACCACUGUUCAGGUAGUUACAGUGGUUGGUUUAAUUUUAAUGUUUCUAAAAACAAAACUAUGGGUAAAGGCAAAAAAUAAGAGAAUUUCUCGCUAGACUAAAAUCGAAGAUGGAGACAUUAAUGAACUUUAGAGAAUACGUUUUUGCUUUGUACAAAGAUAUUUAUUAGUGUAAAUAGGGUCCACAUUGGAAAAACAUAGUGGAUAAAUGAAAUUAUUUUGCAAAGAACCUCACACACGGGCUUUUCUGUGUGACGACGUUAAAAGGAAAAGCGAUGGGCGUCGGCACUUUCAGAACUCCCAGCCAAGUAACUGAAUCGAACCCUGGUCAAUGUGCAUUUAUGUGCACGGACAGCAGAUUUGCCUGUGAAGGACUCCAGUUACUGAACUGAUUAGUGCAUCAAAACCACUGUGCAGGUUCAAAUCCAUACAACGCGGACACUACCAACCUCGGAUCGACCGCAACAAGCUCAGACAUGACUUCUGUCUUCAGAUAGCCUAAUAAGAGUUUGCAGUGGAAGCAAAAAAAUAUUUUUCAGUAUCUGUAAACACGAGACCAUAUAGUUAUGAAAAAGAGAUACAUUUUGAAAAUUGUGAUAUGUGAAUAUUGAUGUUAGAGCAUUUACGGUAAAUUAUUUUGAUGGGUUUACACAAAUAUUUGAAUUCUGACAUAUUUUUAUUACGACCUGUAUGCAGCAUUGUGUGACUUACUAUAAGUUAUAGUGAUAAAACUGUGUGUCAUGUUUAAGAGAUGGCAUUCAAAUAUAUAAAGCAAUAAAAAUGUAGUUUUAAUGAUAUUAAUAAGUUUCACAUAUAAAUAUAUAAUAUAAUCCAUUACUAUAUUGCAUUGCCAGUUACUCUGGAUUCACACUGUUGAGCACUUUAUUAAUUUACUGUGAACUCACCUGGAAUUUUUUAGGUUCUAUUACUGGCAUUACCAAUAUUCUAGAUUAACGUUUUUUUUUUUUUUUUAAUAGGGGAUUGUCUUUUUAGAUUUAGUGGAUUAUAUUAUAUAUUUAUAUGUGAAACUUAUUAAUAUCAUUAAACAUACAUUUUUAUUGGUUUAUAUAUUUGUAUGUCCUCACAUAAAAUGAUACACAGUUUUAAAUCAUUGUAACUUUUUAUAUUUUAAAGCAAUUCAGAGUUGCUUUUGUGAAAGCAGCAUUAAUUUAUAAGGAGACCAUCAGGUUGUCUGAUACUGGUAUUUUGGGCCUGAUUAUUUUUUUUGUACUUUCUCUAAGCAACCAUGUUACAUGUGAGUAACUGAUUGGUGAAGUUUCCUGUAAAUUUCCCAUUUCCUUAUUCUUGCCGAUUGGCGAUUCGGACAUUAGUGAUUGGCUAGAGUUCACCCAAUGCGGCCAAUAUCAGUACACAUGUCCAAAAUGGACAGGGAUCCUGUUUCUAAGUACUGAGGCAGAGAAGGCCUGUGUGUUACCAGUAGAAGAUAAAUUGUUAAUUCACCAGUAUCCUCACCAUAGAGACAGAAAAUGGCUUAUUAAAGUUCAACAUUUCAAGAAUUAAGAACAUUUCUGUAUGAAAGGCAUUUGAUACAUUAUAUGUCAUGAUCUAAAUGUCAUUUAAUUUCCAUGUCUUCAUAAUGCCUUUCUUACAAUUUCUGAUUUGUAUUCAGAAUGGAUAAAAAAAUGUCACAUUGUUUCAAAAACUUUUCGCUUUAGAACUAAUAUUUAAAACUUUCUAUACAAAGAAUUUAUACGUUUUAUGCACAUUCAACUAAAAACAGU